UUUGACCCUCCAAGUGCUUGCGAUAAACAAAGGAAGAAACCAAAACAAACAACAACCUAUCCACUACGCUUCCCUUUGAGAACGAACGAACGUGUCUCCUGCUGCUUCAUAGUCAUAAUAUUUAUACCAUCCAUUCGUCCAUAAUAACAAAAGCAAUGAAGCAGUGACGCUUCCUCUUCUUCCUCUUCUUAUGCCCUUUCUCUCCCACCCCUCCCAUUUCUCACUCCCAUUUUCCCUUCAUCUCUCCAUUCUCUUCUAUUUUUCCUAUUAUUAUUACUGUUGCACACAUCACAGCUGGGCAAUUUUCCUCAAGAAGAAAAAAACCCUAAAAGUUUUGCUAGCUUUCGAUCCAUCAAGGGGCGCCCCCCGGAUCUUUAAUCCUCUGGAUCAUUCCGAAAUUCUAAGCUUUUUCGUUUUUGGCGAAGUGGGUCGUUGCACGAUACGUCGUUUCUGAUCUGGGUUUGAUUCAAUUUCUGCGUUUCUAGGGUUGUGAUUGAAAUGGUCUAUUUCCACAGCUCAAUCUCUCUCUGCAACUCCUCUCUUGGCCAGCCCAUGGCGAAUUCCCUCGAUUUCGGCUCGAAAUCGAGGCACAGGAAAACCCCAAACUCCCCUCAGGCUACGCCUUGCCGACGAUCCCGGUCGGCGGUGGUGGACGUUGUGAUUUUCGUGGCGGUUAUCGCGGCUUUUGGGUUCUUGCUGUUCCCGUACGCCCAAAUUGUGGCGAGUGAGAGUGUCAAAAUUGGUGUUGUGAUUGUGGAUUUGGUCAAAGAGGAGGUUUCUGUUGCCCCGUGGGUAUACAUGUUCAUUGGUGUCAGUGUUACGUUUGCUGCAUUGACCACUUGGGUUCUUGUGGCUUGCACCACAAGGAAGUGUGGGAACCCCGAUUGCAAGGGUCUGAGGAAGGCUGCAGAGUUUGAUAUUCAAUUGGAGACUGAGGAUUGUGUGAAGAAUUCACCUUCAUUGGCUAAGGAUAGUGGGGUUAAGAAGGGGUUGUUUAAGCUUCCUUGUGAUCACCACCGCGAACUUGAGGCCGAGCUCAAGAAGAUGGCGCCUCCCAAUGGAAGGGCUGUCCUUGUCCUCAGAGGAAGGUGUGGCUGUUCUGUUGGUAGGUUGGAAGUUCCGGGACCGAAGAAGAAUCGAAAGAGCAAGAAGUAGAUACAGAAAAGGGAAAACAAAAAGUCUAAUAGGAAGGAGAGGAUAAUUGGAUACAGUAUGUAAGUCCUAAAUUGGCAGAGGAGUUGGUUAUAGUUAUCUGAUCAUAUUCUAUUUAGAUUUAGGUUUUCUUUUGAAUAAGCCCCUCCACCUUGGUAAUAAGUUGUAAGGAACUAUGGAUCAUACACAGUUUGGUUAUUUAUACCUGGGAAUAUAAGAAUCCUUUGAUUUUAAUUGAA
Molecule: messenger RNA, 1391 nt
Organism: Vigna radiata var. radiata (mung bean)
Lineage: Eukaryota; Viridiplantae; Streptophyta; Magnoliopsida; Fabales; Fabaceae
Exons: 1
Coding region: 499-1155 (218 amino acids)
Source: RefSeq, a predicted model, not a curated record